CGAGACUUCUUUCUUCUCUGCAAGGACAAACCUCAUCCUUUGCCUUGAAGACGAGUGUUUAUAGCUCCAUGCUCCACCGGUUGUAGUUUUUAUCUCGCAUUAAAAGACAAACUUUUACUGAGAGACCUUGUCCUCUCCGAGCCGAGCGGCUCCUCUCCCUCGACAUGGCGCUGAACAUCGCCUCGAUGCGGGACACAAAAUGGCUGACCCUGGAAGUGUGCCGGCAGUUUCAGAGAGGGACUUGCUCGCGCAGCGACGAAGAGUGCAAAUUCGCCCACCCGCCCAAGAGCUGCCAGGUGGAGAACGGGAGGGUGAUCGCCUGCUUUGACUCGUUAAAGGGCCGCUGCACACGAGAGAACUGCAAGUACCUCCACCCACCCGCGCACCUAAAGACCCAGCUGGAGAUCAACGGGCGGAACAACCUGAUCCAGCAGAAGACGGCGGCCGCCAUGUUGGCUCAGCAGAUGCAGUUCAUGAUCCCCGGCACCACCAUGCAGCCCGUGACGUUCCCGGUCACCCAGGGCUUGGGUUCCAGCGCCGGUUUGAGCUACGCGCCGUACCUGACUCCGAUGUCCCACAGCAUGGGCCUGGUCCCCGCAGACAUCCUGCCCAGCACUCCCGUCAUCGUCCCCGGCAGCCCGCCCGUCUCCGUGAACGCCGGCUCCUCCUCCAGCCAGAAACUCAUCCGUGCCGACAAGCUAGAGGUUUGCCGCGAGUUCCAGCGGGGGAACUGCGCCCGCGGCGAGACGGACUGCCGCUUCGCCCACCCGAGCGACAGCCCCAUGAUCGACACCAGCGACAACACCGUCACCGUGUGCAUGGACUACAUCAAGAGCCGCUGCUCGCGCGAGAAGUGCAAGUACUUCCACCCGCCGGCCCACCUGCAGGCCAAGAUCAAGGCCGCCCAGCACCAGGCCAACCAGACGGCCGUGGCCGCGCAAGCCGCCGCCGCCGCCAUGACUCAGUCGACUGCCAAAGCAAUGAAGCGACCCCUCGAGGCAACUGUAGACCUGGCCUUCCCCCACGGCGUCCUGCAGCCCCUACCAAAGAGACCGGCGCUGGAGAAGAGCAACGGAGCCAGCUCCCUGUUCGGCCCCGGCAUGUUGCACUACCAGCAGGCGCUGGCCAACGCACAGCUCCAGCAGCCCGCCUUCUUCCCCACAGGGUCAGUGUUGUGCAUGACUCCUGCUAGCAGUUUUGUCCCAAUGAUGUACAGUGCUACGCCUGCUACUGUCUCUGCAGCAACAACUCCUGCCACAAGUGUCCCCUACGCCGCAACAGCACCAGCCAAUCAGAUCAUCCUGAAGUGAGCGUCCGGAAGGGGACGGAGUGUCUCGAAGCUGCGCUGGGAAACCCCAAACAGCCCUUCUGUAAAUACUACCUUGCCUCUCCCGUAGAGGUGCAGCAACCCGCAUGCUAAGAGCGCAACACUCCACUUCUACCGUUAGAGCUGCAGUGUCGUGUAACCGGGGGAAAAAAAAGAGAUAUAUCGUGUACGUGUUGCUCAAAAACAUGAAGACGUCAUCAAUAUUCUUAUGUACAGUUCAGAACUAGCACCGUAGAUACCAUGGAUCAUCUCCUUCGCAGUCGUUUUGUUAGAGGAAGGAAACCAGAACACGACCGCGCAGUCGGGGUUUUCAUCUGGAUCGUUCCGGCUCUUCUUCACGAUCCUGCCCGACGCUGGUGUAACGAAGCUCCUCCCCCUCAUCAAACGAGCAGCCACGACUUAACGCCCCUCUAAAUUACCCCCCAGUCGCCCUUUAUUUGACGUGGGUUCAGUCGGUGCAGGAGACCGGGUCGGCUCAACAAGCGUUCCAAAUGUUCGUAUCAGGAAAACCCUCGGUCUGCCGGCAGACUGCGACUUUGAAGCAACGGCAACGCCGGUUCCGGUUGGAAUGUUAUUGUUUUUUCAAGAUUAUUUUUAAAGGAAGUGCUAAAUCUAAACGCCAACGAGGUGCGUUCGACGACACCCGUCAAGCAAAAACGAAGACUUGAACCUGGGCUGGAGGGCUACCAGUGACCGUCGGUUCCCUGCUCUCACCGAUAAUCCUGUUCCAUUUUAGAGUAAAAAAAAAACAGUAGAAGUGCCUGAAAAAAAGAAAAACGACGAGGCUCAUCCACGACCCGCGCACUCUGAGUGGACCGUUGAGUCCCGAGUGCGACGCGCCGGCUGUCAGAACCUUACGGACUUGGUUACCGGAACCGCUGAACGGCUCUUUAACAUCACAAAGUGACUUUAAAGAAACGAACGAACGGACAAAUCAAUCUUUGUGGAAUGUUUGGUGUUUUUACCGAUGUUUGUUCAGAUCUUAUGAAGUGGUUCUGUGGAAAGGGUUGUGAGCGACAAAUAUCUUACCUGUCGUGGAUAUCCUCAACGAGCUAAUGGCUAGUCUGAGCGGGACCA
This is a messenger RNA of Nematolebias whitei (Rio pearlfish), 2404 nucleotides long. It is a transcript of the gene mbnl2, whose product is annotated as muscleblind-like splicing regulator 2. The record is from RefSeq and is a predicted model, not a curated record. Lineage: Eukaryota; Metazoa; Chordata; Actinopteri; Cyprinodontiformes; Rivulidae. Gene Ontology annotation, molecular function: metal ion binding.